Molecule: messenger RNA, 7878 nt
Organism: Pangasianodon hypophthalmus (striped catfish)
Lineage: Eukaryota; Metazoa; Chordata; Actinopteri; Siluriformes; Pangasiidae
Gene: scap
Product: SREBF chaperone
Exons: 23
Coding region: 223-3909 (1228 amino acids)
Biological process (GO): SREBP signaling pathway
Cellular component (GO): Golgi membrane; endoplasmic reticulum membrane
Molecular function (GO): sterol binding; protein binding
Source: RefSeq, a predicted model, not a curated record
UGUCAAAAUAGUGCAUAUAUUCGACUGUGUGCUUUAAUAUCCUGUUUUAUUAAAAAACAAAAAAAACACAAAGCUGCAGCACAGAUCGUCCAGAUUGUGAAAUAAAUCGCUUCUAUAGGAAGAAGAGAAGCUUUUCAGGUGCCCGGAUGAACUCCGGUGCCGCCCAGUUGGAACACACGAGCCCGAUGGCUGCGAGCUGACCUUUGACCUUCGACCGCCAGGAUGAUGUCGGUCAGAGAGCGGCUCCGCCAGAACAUCUCGGCCGCCUUCUACCGGCACGGCCUGCUCUGCGCCUCCUACCCAGUUCCCAUCAUCCUCUUCACCUCCGCCAGCAUCCUGGCCUGCUGUUACCCGCUGUUGAAGCUGCCCCUGCCGGGAACAGGUCCUGUAGAGUUCACCACCGGGGUGAAGGAUUACUCCGUCCCUUACCACGAGCCUCAGAGUGACCCGGGCGAGCGUCCUGAUUGGUAUCACGGCGCUCCAGUCGCGUACAUCCAGCAGGUGUUAGUGAAGGCGGCCGUGUCUCCGUGGGACAGCAGCUUGGUGCCCGUGGACGUUUUCCGCUCGCCGCUCGGACGAGUCUUCAGCCUCCUGGAGGAGAUUCGUGACCAUGUUUAUGCUGACAGAGGAUUGGAGAGUUUGUGUCUCCAGGUGACGGAUCUGUUGCCGGGGUUACGGCGCAUGCAGUCUGUGCUUCCUGAACACGGCUGCCUGCUGGUUUCCCCCGGCAACUACUGGCAGAACCGACGAGACGUGUUCGACUCGGAUCCAGACAUCCUGAAGACCGUCCAGCAGCACGAACCCAAAGGCCUGCACACGUCCGCCACGCUGAAAGACCUGCUGUUCGGGGUUCCAGGGAAAAGCACAGGCGUCAGUCUGUACAGUAAAAAGCGAGUCGUCACCUACACCAUCACCAUCGCCUUCAGCAGUUAUGACUCCAGGUUUGUAGGCAGCCUGCGUGCCCGUCUGAAGCAGCUCCACCCGUCGGUGAACUGCAGCCUGCGUGAGGAUCACAUGGUGCACAUCCACUUUAAAGAGGAGAUCGGCAUCGCUGAACUGAUCCCCCUCGUCACCACCUACAUCAUCCUCUUCGCCUACAUCUACUUCUCCACCCGGAAGAUCGACAUGGUGAAGUCUAAGUGGGGUUUGGCCUUGGCUGCCGUGGUAACAGUGCUCAGCUCUCUGCUCAUGUCUGUAGGACUCUGCACUCUGUUUGGCCUCACGCCCACACUCAACGGAGGGGAGAUCUUUCCUUACCUCGUGGUCGUGAUUGGGAUCGAGAACGUUCUGGUCCUCACCAAGUCUGUGGUGUCGACCCCGGUGGACCUGGAGGUCAAACUUCGAAUUGCACAAGGUCUCAGCAGUGAGAGCUGGUCCAUCAUGAAGAACAUGGCCACUGAGCUGGUCAUCAUCCUGAUUGGAUACUUCACCUUGGUUCCUGCUAUACAGGAGUUCUGUCUGUUCGCUGUGGUGGGUCUCGUCUCCGAUUUCUUCCUGCAGAUGUUCUUCUUCACCACUGUGCUCUCCAUCGACAUCCGCCGCAUGGAGCUGGCUGAUCUGAAUAGGCGUCUUCCAGCCGAGGCGGGGAUGCCCCCUCCCAAACCCGGCCCCUUACGGCAAAGAGAAGCCCCGCCCCCUCCUCGUCCCUCCCCCCACACCAUCACGCUUCAGGCCCCGGCGUUUAGGAACCUGCGCUUACCCAAGAGGCUCCGCGUGAUCUACUUCCUGGCGCGCACCCGUCUGGCACAACGCAUCAUCAUGGUCGGCACUGUGAUCUGGAUCGGGAUCCUGGUGUACACCGACCCCGCCGGUCUGAGGACGUACCUGGCCGCUCAGGUGUCAGAACAGAGCCCUUUGGGAGAGGCGGGGCUUCCUCCGCACCUGGGCGUGGCUCCUGUGUUCCCAGGCGGAGACCCAACUAGCACCCUCAAUGUACUUCCUGCUCCAGACCCCACCCCUCUGCCCGAGAACCAAUCGCAGGGAGCGGAUGCCCCAGGUCCCGCCCCGUUGGUCAGCCCUCAGAUCACGUGGGGUUCGGAGGACGAGGAGGUGUGGAGGCGACUGUCGUUCCGAUACUGGCCCUCGCUCUUCGGCUACUAUAACAUCACGCUGGCUAAGAGGUAUAUCAGCAUCCUGCCCGUCAUCCCCGUCACGCUGCACCUGAGCCCUCAGGAAGCCAUCGAGAUGCGACACCCUCAGGAUACCCAGCAUGCACCACGGGUCAGCGCCAGAACCGCGCAGCUCCAGACCGACCUCACGCUGUACAAGGUUGCUGCACUGGGCCUCUUCGCCGGGGUUCUCCUGGUUCUCCUGCUCUUCUGUCUCUAUCGUGUUCUCUGUCCUCGUAACUACGGACAGAAUGGAGUCCAACAUGGCCGCCGUCGCCGUGGAGACCUGCCCUGUGACGAGUACGGCUACUCGCCGCCGGUCAGCGAGAUCUCACCACUGCUGCUCAGAGGGCAUAGCAUGGAUAUCGAGUGUUUAGCGAGUGAUGGUAUGCUGCUGGCCAGCUGCUGUUUAGCAGGACAGAUUCGUGUUUGGGACGCGCAGACCGGGGACUGUCUCACUGUCAUACCUAAUAAUGGUUUGAGAAGGAGCAGCAGUAGUGGAUGUUGGGAUCAGCGUGACGGCUGGGAUCACUACGACCCCGACUCCUCCCCCAGGGCGGAGUCUUGCACCACGUCCACGCCGGUUAGCGAGUAUGCGGUGCGCCGGAGGCCGACCCGCCCCGCCAUGUUUGUGGACCAGCCGGACCUCACGGCGCUGAUAGACACCAACUUCAGCGAGCUGCCUCCAUCACACGCGCCCUCAGACUGCGGCUUCGACUUCGGCGGCCUGGUGGAGAGGGCGUAUAAAGAGCACGAGGCGACGUCGCCUCCGGCAACAAUGCCCACGCCGCUUCCCCCGACUCCGCCCACUCCACCGGCCCCGCCCACUGAGAGGCUGAGCAUGCCGUCAGGAGACUGGGAGAGUUCAGUGUGGUCCAUGGAGCUCAGGGGAAACCUGAUCGCUGCAGGGAGGAGCAACGGCAAACUGGAGUUGUGGGAUGCUGUGGAGGGACUGCUGCGGUGUUGCAAUGAAGACGGAUCCUCGGGAAUCACCGCCCUGGCUUUCCUUAACAAUAGGAUCGUUGCAGCUCGUCUGGAUGGUUCUCUUGAUUUUUUCACCGUGGACAUCAACAAGCCGCUGGGUUUACUGCAGCACCGAGGGCCCCCGGGUUGUAGUAGUCUGCCGCCGUCGCCGUGUUACAGCAGCGAGGAUGCGAUCAGCUGCCAGCUAACACGCUCGGUUCAGUGCGCUCACCAGAAACCCAUCACUGUGCUCAAAGCUGCAGCGGGUCGAGUCGUCACAGGCAGCCAGGACCACACCGUCAGAGUGUAUCGUCUGGAGGAUUCCUGCUGCCUCUUCACCCUGCAGGGUCACUCAGGUGGCAUCACCGCCAUUUAUAUAGACCAGACGAUGGUCCUGGCCAGCGGGGGGCAGGAUGGUGCCAUCUGCUUAUGGGACGUCCUCACAGGAAGUCGUGUGAGCCAUGUUUAUGGUCACCGCGGCGAUGUGACGUCGCUGGUCUGCACUACUUCCUGUGUGAUCAGCAGCGGGUUGGACGAUCUCAUCUGCAUCUGGGACCGGAGCACCGGCAUCAAGCUCUACUCCAUACAGCAGGAAGUGGGCUGUGGCGCCAGUCUGGCAGUGAUUUCCGAGAGUUUAUUAGUGACCGGAGGUAACGGCUGCGUGUCGUUCUGGGACCUGAACUACGGAGACCUGCUGCAGACGGUGUAUCUGGGUCAGAACAGCGAGGGGCAGCACGUGCGGCAGCUCCUCGUGCUGGAAAAUGCCGCCAUCGUGUGUGACUUUGGCAGCGAGCUCAGCCUCGUCUAUGUGCCCUCUGUACUGGAGAAGCUGGACUAAACACACACACACACACAGAAGUUUAGAAGUGUGUGUGUGUGAUGGACUGUCGUCUCUGCUUGGGCUUUUACUUCCUGUUUCUUUCAGGAAAAGCAGGAAGUGCAGGUUUGGACAGAAAUUGUGUAUAAAUAAAAAUACACAAUGAUUUGAAAGAUGAGAGAAUGAGAGAGAGAGAGAGAGAGAGAGAGAGAGUGAGAGAGUUUUAAAGCCCUGGGGAUUUUUUUUUUAAUAACAUGCCAGUAGUGGGACAGAAAUAGGGCAUGACAUUUGUGUGUGUAUGUGUGAGUUCUUGCUUUUUUUUUUUUUCUAAAGGAAGACUGGACCUUAAGAGCUUUUUUUAUAUUUUUUGCUAGAAAAAGACUCAAAAAAAAAAAUCAAAUCGCAAUGUAUUUUUUACACGCGGGGUGAACGGGACGCUGAGCAUCGCUGCCUGAAGAAAGAGAGCUGUGUGUGUGUGUGUUUAAGAGCGAGAUGUAGACGUUUACAUGGAGAAUAACUGCUGAUGAGUGUGUGUGUGUGUGUGUGUGUGUGUGAGUGAGAGAAAGAAUUGUUCCUAAGGCUUACUGUAAUUAGAUGAACCUGUAAAGGAGGUGUGUUGAGCGAGUGUUGAGGGAGACGUGUCACUUUUUAAUAUUUAAAAAAAUCCAUUAUUUAUUAGUGAUAAAUUCUAACCGUUUGUACAAAAAUGCUAAACUCUCAUUUAUUAUUGUCAGAUCUUUAAUGUAUAAAAGGCGCUGACUAAUUUAAACUUUAAUUAUAUAAUAGUAUUCAUUUGGACAGUGAGGGUCUGCUUUCUUUAAUUGUGAAAUGAGUUUUUCUUUCUCCAGUUGGUUGGACGGGAGAGAAAUGACAGCACUACUACUGAACUGAUGAUCAUACAUUAGGGGUGUAAACCUCAGGCUUCAACACGAGAUAUGAUAUUAUUCCGAUUCUUAAUACAAUGAUCCGAUAUUUUUAACGAUUCCACUGAAUCUGCUACGAUAUGAUACAAUACGAUUCGAUUUAGUAGCCUCCGGUCGACGUGUGAUGAAAUUUACAGCUAAUUGGCAAAUAAUGAUGACAAAGAGAAGGACUAUUUUAUUAUUUUAUACACACCAGUUGUUUGUCCCUUUUCUGAUAAUAAUCAGAUUAAAAUUGUUGCAUUGAUUCAUUUCGGUCGUUGUCUUUAAAAUCGUCCGAUCGUUACGCACCUACUAUGCUGAAAACCCGGAUUCGUAACCCGAUUUAUCCGCCCCACGUUUUGUUUUCUAAAAAAGAAUUGACUUUAACUCAGUAGAGAAAGAGUAGUCUCCUGUCAACAGUACGUCGUUUAACUCAUUAUCAGUUCACACCUUCGGUUCUUAGCGCAUCAGCUUCAUUCAGCUGGCAGAGUUUGUCAUAAUAAUUCAUUAUAACACCAUCGUGAACAUAGUGUUGAAAAUGAUUUCUCUGUCUUCAUUUUUAAAUGAUGUGGGAUUUUAAAUGAUUCUUAGGGAUGUGCUGAUAAUCAGUUACAUCGUACAUCAUGAUACGAUAUUACCAAUGUGAGCUCUACAGGAGGAUCGAACCCGACCUUCUCGCCACAGCCCAGGUUUGAUUACGCUAAAGAUGAAGUGUAGUCCUGUCAUAAACCAUGAGAACAGCUUAGACUCGUAAUAAUGCUGAGAAGUAUUUUAUAUGCACAUGCUUGACCUACAUUUUUCCUUUUUUUCUAUACAUAUCAUAGAACGAGUGGAAUUUUUUUUUUUUUUUUUUUUAAGUAUUUUCUUAACAGUUUUGUCCUUUUAUUUAUUUACUUUUUUCCACCUGAAUGUCUACCCUGGAGUUAAAGCAGAUAAUCACAGACGGUUCCUUUAAAAAACACUACGCAUAGAGAAGAAAGUCAGCGUCACCAGGAAAUGCUUCGUGUAAUCAAUGUGUUUUUUUUUCUCAACGAAUAAUUUUUUAAAGCCUCCUUUCAAAUUUCGACGUUCGACCAAAUUGUAAUUUUGAUGUCAUUUUAGUUAAACCUGACUCUGCAACAUGCACUGCAUUCACACCCUUAAAGCUGAGUAGAAACGCACAAAACAGCACAGAUAUGUUAAAUUAUUAGCAAUAUGAAUGUAAAUAUUAAGGUGUGUUGCUGCGUGGAGAGAUUUAGUUUGUGUGUGUGUGUGUGUGUGUGUGUGUGUGUGUGUGUGGGUGCAGUUAGUUUCCAAAGCUGUGUAGUUUGUUUGGUAGAAAUGUGAAUGAUGUUUUUAUCCAUAUUUCUUUCUUUUGUGUGUUUUUAGAUGAGUUGAGAAUGACAGUAGCACAGAUACUGGGGUUAUUAGAGAUGAUGAUGAUGAUGAUGGUGAUGAUGAUGAUGAGCUCUAAAGAAAUGCGAGACGGUGUGUUUCGAAGUGUGUGUUCCAUUAAGUAGGGUUAGGCUGCUUUCACACUUGAUGUCAAUGAACUUUUCUGAAAUGUUAAAUCUUUUUCAAUUUUACAAGCUUUGCUAUGGCCAAAAAAAAAUAAAUUCUAAAAUCAUAAUUAAAUUAUUAACAAAUUAUUCUAUCUGCAUCCAUGAAUUCCGCAUGCCUUUUUGUUUUGGUAAAAUGUGCGCUGGUGGUUGAGAAAAAAACUCCAAGUGUGAAAGCAUCCUUAAUGUAUGUUUAGCAUUUAAGCUUUAGAAAGUUCAUUUGUGAAAUGCACCUUCCAUUCCAAGUUUGGGUUUUUCAGUCAGAAACUAGGGCUAAUAUCAUGGAUUUUUUUUUUAUUUUUAUUUACUACCUGUUCAAAAACAGGAACCAAACUUGUGGUUCUGGUUCAUUCUCCAUUAACUUAAGGAAUGACAGUGACUGUUAAAGUGACUGCAUCAUCAUUACAACCACGAUAACGCACUUGUUAAGUUCAGCAUGGUGAUUAAAUGUUGGUUCUUUGGUUCAGAAGUUCAGAUCAGCUGUAGCUAAAUAUCUGAUGUAUCGUUUCACAGAUGAAGGAGUUUUAAAUUUCCACGACUUGUCUUUCAUCGGAAACAGCAGCACCAACAACAAACCAGACUGUUUUGGUCUCUUUUGUGUGAUACAAGACCAAUUAGCUGUAAACAGAAGGCCAUCUUGAUGCCAAGCCUGAGCUUUUUUGAUGUACCAAAAAUACUCAUUGUACUGGCUCCUUUGGUACCGGACUAGUGGAGGAAAAAUUUGAUUGAAAAAGCACUGGUCCACUUUUCUGGUGCUAAAGGCUCUACUUUGUGCAGUGGAUAAACGCAUGCGGAUUAAAUAAGGCUGUUAAUUAAGGAUGGGCAAUGUGACCAUAUGCAAGAUACAAUCUUCUGACCGACUGCACGUUUCACAUACAUGGUUAUGUGCAGGGCCUGAAAGUCUGGUAAAGUUCAGAAUUUGAUUUCCAAAUCUGGAAAAAUUGGGAAGUUAGCGAAUGUUUUGGGGGGAAAAAAACAGAUGUUUGUUCAAGUUAGAUCUAAGAUACCAGUAAGGUUCUACAUCACUUGUCCAUAGACAUUCCCUUAUUUUCAGCUUCUAAAGAAUGUGAAACCUCAAUGUGAAUAGUCUGAAUUAAGAUAGUCAAUGUGAAUAGUCUGAAUUGGAAAAGAUCAGGAUGUUUUUCACUGAAAUUUCAGGAACUUCACUAGAGACAAAUUAAAUCCCAUUAAACCCAGUGGUGUCAGACCGUCUAACUAAAUUUGCAUAUUUCUGAGCAAACAAGAGUAGUAUACUUGUGUAAAACCAAUUGCGCACUGUGUCAUGAAAAUAAUGUUUGCCAUUCCUGGUACUGACUGGGUUUCCUAAAAUAGAUGCUUGGAAAUUUCAUACACCCUUAAUCAGAUUACCAUGCCCACUAUUUAAAAAAAAUCAGUCACACAUGUUUUAGGCCAGUGUCGGUAUGCAAAUGCUGGAAAGUUGCACUGUAUACUUCAGGAAGGAGGGUACAGCAAAUACUCUGUUCCAUUUUUAUUAACAGGGCAAAGGUUUUUGUACUAAUAUGCAAAUAAAGGUUUACACACCUUGGUUA